Ochotona princeps (American pika) is the source of this 936-nucleotide messenger RNA. Its product is annotated as olfactory receptor 5L1-like. Gene Ontology annotation, biological process: G protein-coupled receptor signaling pathway; sensory perception of smell. Gene Ontology annotation, cellular component: membrane. The transcript has a single exon. NCBI's taxonomy places the organism in Eukaryota, Metazoa, Chordata, Mammalia, Lagomorpha, Ochotonidae. Gene Ontology annotation, molecular function: odorant binding; olfactory receptor activity; G protein-coupled receptor activity. Bases 1 to 936 code for a protein of 311 amino acids. The record is from RefSeq and is a predicted model, not a curated record.
AUGGCUGGGAAGAACUGCACGGCUAUGACCAAUUUCAUUCUCCUGGGAUUGUCCGAUGCAUCUGAGUUGAGAGUCUUUCUCUUCCUGGUGUUCUUUCUCAUCUAUGGAGUCACAGUUGUGGCCAACGUUGGGAUGAUUGCACUGAUCCAAGCCAGCUCUCAACUUCAUAUGCCCAUGUACUUUUUUCUCAGCCAUUUGUCUUUUGUGGAUCUCUGCUACUCCUCCAUCAUUGUCCCAAAGAUGUUGGCUAAUAUCCUAACCAAAGACAAAGCCAUCUCCUUCUUAGGCUGCAUGGUGCAAUUCUACUUAUUUUGUACUUUUGCAGUCACUGAGGUCUUCCUGCUGGCAGUGAUGGCCUAUGACCGCUUUGUGGCCAUCUGCAACCCCUUGCUCUACACGGUCAUUGUGUCUAAGAAAUUCUGUGUGGGGCUGGUUUCUGGCUGCUACCUCUGUGGGACUGUGUGUUCCUUGAUUCACUUGGGCUUGGCUCUGGAGAUUCAAUCCUUUAAGUCCAAUGUGAUUAACCACUUCUUCUGCGAUCUACCCCCUAUCCUAAGUCUCGCUUGCUCUGAUGUCACUACAAAUGAGGUGGUGCUGUUCAUUGUGGUCACAUUGAAUGAGGUCAUUACUGUUGUGAUCAUCCUCACCUCCUACUUGUUCAUUCUCAUCACCAUCUUGAGGAUGCGUUCUGCAGAGGGACGACGCAAAGCGUUUUCUACCUGUGGCUCCCACCUCGCCGUUAUCACCAUCUUCCAUGGGACAAUCCUUUUCAUUUACUGUCAGCCCAGUUCUGGUAAUAGCCUGGAUAUCGACAAAGUGACCAAUGUGUUCUACACAGUAGUGAUUCCCAUGCUCAACCCCUUGAUCUACAGCCUGAGGAAUAAGGAUGUGAAAGAAGCUCUCAGAAAAGUGGUGGCCUGCAAAAUAUUUUCUUAG